AUUGUUGCAAGUGCUUGCGUUUCGUGCGUUGACGAGAGAAAAAAAUCGCAAAAACAAAGAAAAAGUGCCCGUAAAUCGGUGAGGAGUGCAUGGAAAAGACAAAUUUAAUAUGAGCAACGAUGAAAGUGACGCGCCAGCAGCAGUUAGUGAACCACAAUCCGACUAUGAUCUCUCGCAAUUUCGCGGAGAGCGCCUUCUAAGCAACAACACCGAUCGCAAGACUGUCUGUGUCCUUGGAAAAUUUCCGCAAUUGUCGCAGGAGGAUCAGGCGAUCGUCAUUCUCGAGAAGAACGCCUUCACGGAGGAGCAAAUUCUCACGGCGGAUCGCGAAAAGAACUUUUUCCAGUUCAUCAGCACGCUGAACAAGGAAUUCAUCAAUGAUAUUUACGGGAAUUUCACGUUGUUAGCGAAACCCGAAGCGAACACAAUCAAAACAACAAUCAUCUAUCCGGCAACGGCGAAGCACAUUUCCAAAUAUACCAAUCAGAAUUUGUUCAUAAUUCGCGAAACUCCUGAGUUGUACGAGACUUUGACGGAACCUUAUUUGAGCAAAGGCCAAUUUUCAUUAGAUUGGGUCUACAACAUUUUGGAACACAAACAAGAAGAAGAGCGCAUCGUUUUCGAAGAUCCCGACAACGACAACGGUUUCAUCCUCCUGCCCGAUCUCAAAUGGGACGGCAAAACAAAAGAAACUCUAUACUUGAUUGCCAUUUCACGUAGACGCGACAUCCGAACGUUGCGCGAUCUAACCGCAAGCCAUUUGCCGCUCUUGAAAAGCAUUCGAGACAAAUCCAUCGCCACAAUCCGCGAAAAAUACGACAUCCAAGAGUCACAACUUCGCAUUUAUGUGCACUAUCAACCGUCGUUUUACCAUUUUCACGUACAUUUCACGUACUUGAGACACUCUGCGCCCGGAAUUAAUUGCGAAAGAUCUCACUUGCUCGACACAGUUAUCAGCAAUUUGGAGUUGCUAUCGGAUUAUUACAAGAAAUCGACGUUGUCGUUCACUGUUCGCGAAACAGACACACUUUACGAAAAAUAUGAAGAAAUUAUUAAUGAAAGAAAUUGCAAGAAAAUCCGAGUUGAGUGA
Culicoides brevitarsis is the source of this 1090-nucleotide messenger RNA. It is a transcript of the gene Dcps, whose product is annotated as m7GpppX diphosphatase. The record is from RefSeq and is a predicted model, not a curated record. Lineage: Eukaryota; Metazoa; Arthropoda; Insecta; Diptera; Ceratopogonidae. The coding region runs from base 110 to 1090 and encodes 326 amino acids. Gene Ontology annotation, molecular function: RNA 7-methylguanosine cap binding; hydrolase activity. The transcript is spliced from 2 exons. Gene Ontology annotation, biological process: deadenylation-dependent decapping of nuclear-transcribed mRNA. Gene Ontology annotation, cellular component: P-body; nucleus.